Messenger RNA from Conger conger (European conger), 890 nucleotides. It is a transcript of the gene churc1, whose product is annotated as churchill domain containing 1. The record is from RefSeq and is a predicted model, not a curated record. Bases 140 to 478 code for a protein of 112 amino acids. Gene Ontology annotation, molecular function: zinc ion binding. The transcript has 4 exons. Gene Ontology annotation, biological process: multicellular organism development; fibroblast growth factor receptor signaling pathway; positive regulation of DNA-templated transcription. NCBI's taxonomy places the organism in Eukaryota, Metazoa, Chordata, Actinopteri, Anguilliformes, Congridae.
CCGGACCGGAAGUUCGAUUCUUAUUGGGGUUAGGUUUAGACUGAGUGGGUGGCUGGUUCAGACUGUGCUGUCACAAAUACGAAUAUAGUGUGAUAUUUCAUAUUUAAGCUGAAACUACAUCUGAUAAAGCAAGUGGAGUAUGUGUAACAGCUGCGUACAGAAAGAGUAUCCUGAUCGGGGGAACACCUGUCUGGAGAAUGGCUCCUACCUUAUUAACUACGUGGGCUGUGCCAAGUGCCACCAGAGGGACUUUGUGUUGAUCAGCAACAAAGCCACGGAAGAUGAGGAUGGAGAAGAGAUCGUCACUUACGACCAUGUGUGCAAAAAUUGUGAUCAUAUCAUAGCAAGACAUGAGUAUACCUUCUCUGUGGUGGACGAUUAUCAGGAGUACACCAUGCUGUGUCUGCUUUGUGGGAAAGCUGAGGACUCCAUUAGCGUUCUACCCGACGACCCCAGGCAAACGGCCCCUCUCUUUUAGGUCACCGACCAUUCCAACCACCUCUGUGUCCACAUGUAUUACUGUGUUUUUGGACUGUUCUCAUCUGAGAUCUGUCCUAAACAUUUAAAAAUCAACCCUGUCCCAUAUUGACAGCUGUGACAUUUAUUCAUGCUGAGAAUCUUGUCAAACAAACUCCAGCUCAUUUCGAUUUAUGAAACAAAAUUCUCCUGGAAUUCCCUUGAGUAAAAAAACACAGAAAGUGUGCGUUUUGGAAUAUGACUGGUCUGAAUAUGCCCUGAAAAAUUACUGAAAAAACAAAUCCCACUGCUCUACAACAUAGAGCAUAUGCUUUGUAUGUGUUUUUGUAACUGAAUGAUUCUUUCAAAAUAUAUAUGUGUUCUUUUCAAAAUAUAUGUUUAUGGAAUGACAGAAAUAAAUAUAACCUAUGGAA